ACAAAAAUUCGAUUAUGAAGGCCUUCCUUUGCUGCACGUAUUCUUAUGAAAAAUACUCAAUUAUGAAUAAACAUCUGGACAAGUGAGUCAUAAGCCAUUGAGGCCAAACUGCGAGUGUAAUGUUGGCGUUAAUACGAACCAUACCGCAUUCCAUCAGCGUCAGUAGCCAAAGUAGGGAGUGUAUCUUUUGAAACAUAAUAAAUUGGCAAAUUGCCCAACAUACCUUAUCUUCAGGAUUCUGUCAGAAUUUGAAAAAAGUGAUUUUAUAUAUAUCUUAUUCAAAUAAGUGAUCAGAAAAUUCAGUAAUGUUCGACUUCAAUCUGGAAUUCGCCCGUGGUGGAGCAACUGUAACCACGAAGCUUUUCGAAUUACUGUCAGCAGGUGGUGUGCAGCAAAACAUUGUCUUCUCGCCAUUUUCAAUUCAGACUUGUGUGGCAUUGGCAUUUGCCGGUGCCAGUGGCGAGACUGCUGAUCAAAUCGCUGAAGGCUUGAAUUUCGCGUCCAAUUUCCAUCCGGAAGUUGCUACAACAUUCGCUUAUGUUUUUGACAAGUACAAGGAUAGUGAGUUGUUGAAAAUUGCCAACAAAGUGUACGUGCAGCAGGGACAUGCAUUGAAAUCAGAUUACCAAAAUGAGUUAAAAGAAAGUUAUAAUGCUGAUGCGGAGUCUGUUAAUUUCGAGGAAAGCGAAAAUACUGCCAACGCCAUAAAUUCUUGGGUAGAAAAUAAAACGGCCGGCAAAAUCAAAGAUCUUGUGCAAGCAUCCGCUUUCAGUGCACUAACUCGACUGGUAUUGCUAAAUGCUCUACAUUUCAAAGGUUUAUGGGCGCACAAAUUUGAUGAGGAACAAACCGCUGAAGAUGAUUUUUGGAUAUCCGAGGAGGAAUCUGUUAAAGUGCAAUACAUGAAUCAAAAAGCGAAAUUUGGUUAUGGUUACUUUGAAGAGUUGGACUGUCAGGCACUUGAAUUGCCGUACAAAAAUUCCGACUUAUCUAUGCUAGUUUUAUUACCCAAUGAGCGAGAAGGCCUUAAAACACUUGCUGAGAAACUGAAAUCGGUAAAUUUGGUCGAUUUGGCAGGCAAUAUAGAUGCCAAUGAGGAUGUUGUGGUCAAAUUGCCGAAAUUUAAGGUGGAGUUUGAAGUAGAACUGACGGAAACAUUGAAGAAGCUGGGCAUAAGCAAAAUUUUCACCGAUGAGGCUGAUUUUAGUAACAUGUUGGAAUCUCCUGAGCCGCUGCAAGUAUCCCAAAUCUUGCAUAAGGCUGUUAUUGAGGUGAACGAGGAAGGCACCGAAGCAGCUGCCGCAACUGCAAUGAUAAUGAUGGCCCGUUGCCUCCUUAUCCCACUGCAGUUUGUUGCUGAUCGUCCGUUCUUCUACGCUAUUUGGAAUAAGAAGAAUAUUCUAUUCGCUGGUGCCUUUGUUAAUGCGCCUUAAGUGGAGACGGCUAAGUUAGCAAAGAAUCAUGCAUUAUAAACUGACAUUGACACUUGCAUGCUUGCAUACUGCCAUUGUGGACCAUGAAGUAUUUGAAUUCAACUGAUUAUAAAUAUUAUUUUUUUUAUUGUUUAUUUUUUAAUAUUUUUCACUGAUUAAAGAGUAGUUUACUUUCCACAAAAACGCAA
Zeugodacus cucurbitae (melon fly) is the source of this 1621-nucleotide messenger RNA. RefSeq names its product serine protease inhibitor 42Dd. The transcript has 3 exons. The record is from RefSeq and is a predicted model, not a curated record. Bases 306 to 1433 code for a protein of 375 amino acids. Gene Ontology annotation, molecular function: serine-type endopeptidase inhibitor activity. Lineage: Eukaryota; Metazoa; Arthropoda; Insecta; Diptera; Tephritidae.